Owenia fusiformis is the source of this 793-nucleotide messenger RNA. NCBI's taxonomy places the organism in Eukaryota, Metazoa, Annelida, Polychaeta, Sabellida, Oweniidae. The record is from the annotation of a GenBank genome assembly.
CCACCACUGAUACACCCAUCUACAACACAAGAACACCAUGGAAUUACAAUACGAUGAAAGGGCAGGAAGGACAUCCUCCAAGGCCUGCUACAGAGCUAUUCACAACUGAUACACCCAUCUACAACACAAGAACACCAUGGAAUUACAGUAAAAUAAAAGGGCAGGAAGGACAUCCUCCAAGGCCUGCUACAGAGCUAUCCACCACUGAUACACCCAUCUACAACACAAGAACACCAUGGGAUUACAAUACGAUGAAAGGGCAGGAAGGACAUCCUCCAAGGCCUGCUACUGAGCUAUUCACAACUGAUACACCCAUCUACAACACAAGAACACCAUGGAAUUACAGUAAAAUAAAAGGGCAGGAAGGACAUCCUCCAAGGCCGGCUACAGAGCUAUCCACCACUGAUACAACCAUCUACAACACAAGAACACCAUGGAAUUACAAUACAAUGAAAGGGCAGGAAGGACAUCCUCCAAGGCCUGCUACAGAGCUAUCCACAACUGAUACACCCAUCUACAACACAAGAACACCAUGGAAUUACAAUACAAUGAAAGGGCAGGAAGGACAUCCUCCAAGGCCUGCUACAGAGCUAUUCACAACUGAUACACCCAUCUACAACACAAGAACACCAUGGAAUUACAAUACGAUGAAAGGGCAGGAAGGACAUCCUCCAAGGCCUGCUACUGAGCUAUCCACAACUGACACACCCAUCUACAACACAAGAACACCAUGGAAUUACAAUACGAUGAAAGGGCAGGAAGGACAUCCUCCAAGGCCUGCUACAGAGCUAUC